Molecule: messenger RNA, 196 nt
Organism: Nycticebus coucang (slow loris)
Lineage: Eukaryota; Metazoa; Chordata; Mammalia; Primates; Lorisidae
Gene: CTXND2
Product: cortexin domain containing 2
Exons: 1
Coding region: 1-168 (55 amino acids)
Source: RefSeq, a predicted model, not a curated record
AUGGAAGAGCCAAGCCAGCCCAGCAAUAUCGACGUGGACAAAGGCUUUGCCAUCGCCUUUGUGGUUCUUCUGUUUCUAUUCCUAAUAGUGAUGAUUUUUCGGUGUGCUAAGUUGGUGAAGAAUCCCUACAAGGCCAGCUCCACAACCACAGAACCAUCUCUGAGCUGAAGUAUGAUGAAACCUUGUAGAUGUCCCC